Molecule: messenger RNA, 450 nt
Organism: Rasamsonia emersonii CBS 393.64
Lineage: Eukaryota; Fungi; Ascomycota; Eurotiomycetes; Eurotiales; Trichocomaceae
Exons: 4
Coding region: 1-450 (149 amino acids)
Source: RefSeq, a predicted model, not a curated record
AUGCAGAAAUGUCUGUUGCCUGAUAACUGCAUGGCAGUCAAAUCAUAUAGAGUAUGUUGGACUGACUUGCACAUAUACAAUGGUGAUUAUGAUGCUAGGAUGCCUGUAGUAACAGGACACGAGACCAGCAGGAUUGUCGACAAGAUCGGUGCAAAUCUUAUAGAAUUCAAAAUAGCAUCCCCCACCCUACUAACCUCUAUUCAUAGAAUACUUAGUGUAUCUUUUCAGUCGCAGAAGGAAGCUCUAGGGAGCUCUCAACAUAAGCCCAACAAAGCGCAAUCCUGUACCUUGACAGAAGCACCAUUUGAUAAUGGUGAGUACCUAUGGAGAAUCCAUCCCGUCAAAUACAAGUUCACCUCAACAGGUAUAUGUGAUCACGUUUCUGGUAUUUUUUUUUCCUUUCCUAGAACAUGUGCUUAUGCAGAAUACUACCUGGAUAGGAUGCAUUAG